AUGGCGCCAGCAACCGUGAAGACGCGAGAGAAGAGCGCUGCGCCUGCAAAGAAGCCGGCACCAGGCUCCAAGCCGAAGAAGGGCGGAAGAAAAGAGCCGGCAGUUCAACCCGCGCCGGAGCCCCGUCCGCUGCCGCCGGCCCCUGCCUCAAUGGAGACGCCAUGGGUCGAGGUGGCCAGAAGGAAGAAGAAGGGGAAGACGACAGCAGCGCCAACAACAACCAGCGUGCAGCCGCCAAAACCUUCGCGCCGGAAGGAACCCAAACUGCGGCCGCCACGAUCUGCGGCCGUGGUAAUCUCGUUGACGCCGGCAGCAGUGGCAAAGGGGAUGACGUACAAGGGCGUCCUCACGGACGCACAGAAUCGCGUGGACCUCACCGGAUUGGAUAUCUCGAGGUUAAAGCCGAAGUUCACGGCCACGGGCGCCCCCGAUUUGCCUUCUCCAGUUCCGGAAUCCGGGGCUGAGGAGGCGGAGUUCGGGGGGCGAAAGCCCGCUGAUGGCGAAGUAGAGAAGGAGAACACGGGCGCGAAGCCCAUGGAGGUGGCAACUGAAUUCGUACGGCCUCCGAGCUUAGACUCGGACUCAAGUGGGAGCGGCUCCACCGUACGAAGCAAAAAACUUUGGAGGAGGAACUCGCGCUCAAGGCACAGUUUGUCGCAAUUCACCAGCGACACCGACGAACCAGCGCCAAAGUCGCAAACGACUGACAGCAGAGGGAGAGGACGCCCGCCCUCAGUCGGCAAAUAUGUCGGCUUGAGGAAAGCUCAGCUCGAGCGGGAUAAGCUCCAACGCGAAGAAGCGAAGAAGAGGGCCGACAAGGAGCUGGAGGACCGGCUCCAUUUCGUCAAGUCGCCGAUCCUUCCCAAGGCAUCAGAGACUGAAGAUGAGGACCGACCCGUGCUGAGGGAAGACCUAAGACAGUGUGUCCAGGUGGUACGCACAACAGUGAGGAAAUCUGGCAACCUCAAAGGCACUUCCCAGAAGGCACUAAACUGGGUCACUAACAAAAUUGCCAGGUACGUAGACCAACCUGAGUCCGCUGUAAUCGCUCUUCUCGAGAGCGAGACAAAGAAGUGGCAGGAGAAUUGUGCCCGGCUCGAGGCAAAUAUGAAGACGAUUCAGGAGGAGAACACAGCUCUUAAACGACGCCUCGAAGAGCUGGAAGCGGCCGCCAAAGGGCCGUCCACAGAGGAGAUGCUGGCGAUGGUCGAAGCGAGGGUCCAAGCCCGAAUGGAAUCGAUCCUCAUGGGCCCGGCGCAACGGCCGCCGCUGGCACACGAGAAGAAGACCACUCCCAUAGAUGUUGAACUCCCAGUGAGCGACGGUUAUGUUGGAGGAACCCACGCCAAAGCCGAGGAAGGAGAAAAAGGGAAAAAGGGAGGGGAAAAAGACGGCCCAGCCCGCUCAGGCUCCCGCUCCUGCUCCCACUAUCCCCGCUCCCAUUGCUGGGCCUUCCAGCGCUCCGCCGCAAGCCGUAGCGGGCCCUUCUACAGCGGCGGCGUCGACACCUGCGAUGGCGCCAGCAACCGCGAGAAGACGAGAGAAGAGCGCCGCGCCUGCAAAGAAGCCGGCACCAGGCUCCAAGCCGAAGAAGGGCGGAAGAAAAGAGCCGGCAGUUCAACCCGCGCCGGAGCCCCGUCCGCUGCCGCCGGCCCCUGA
This is a messenger RNA of Manduca sexta (tobacco hornworm), 1659 nucleotides long. Its product is annotated as hepatoma-derived growth factor-related protein 2-like. The record is from RefSeq and is a predicted model, not a curated record. Lineage: Eukaryota; Metazoa; Arthropoda; Insecta; Lepidoptera; Sphingidae. The transcript is spliced from 2 exons. The coding region runs from base 1 to 1659 and encodes 552 amino acids.